CACGCAACAACUUCCGGAUUCACAAAAAAAAAUCAAAACUGAAGUCUGGCUGAAAUGCAAAAGCUUUCAACCACUGAUUGUGUUAAACAGUCCAUUAAGACCAUGGCUGAUCAGCAGGAUGGUGACAGCCAGGCAUCUGCUGGGAAAAGUCCUGCAGGUUCAAAGUUGGACAGCUUGUCAAGAGAAGACAUGAUCAAGUUUGUUAAGAAACAGAUGUUAAUGCUUCAGAAAACAAGAUCUAAAUGUGAUGAAUUGACAAAGAAAGUUAAAGAUUUGGAAUCAAGUAAAGCUGAAGGGACAGCUGGAGAUGGCAACUCUGUAAAGGAUCUGGAAUUAAAACUAAAAGAACUUGAAGAUGAAAAACAAGAUAUUCUAACUGCCUACCAGACAGUGCAGCAGACACAAGAAUUAUCCAUACAGAAGUUCCAUGAUGUUGAGUCCCAUUGUACUGAGUUAACAGAACAAAAGGGUAAUCUAGAGAAACAGCUUGCUUUAAUAAGUCAGUCAAAAAAGGCACUAGAAGAGGAAAUUGAAUGCCUUAAGAUGAAGGAUGAGACAUUGGGAACCUCUCUACAGUUUAUGCAAGAAGAACAAGGCAAGAUGAGUGCAGAAAAUGAGCAUUUGAAAGAGCAAGUCCAUCUGUUAACUGAUGCCAGAGAUCAGAUGAUGCAGAAGUUGAAAUCUAUGAAACAACAGCAGGAAACAGAUACCCAGCAACAAGUGCAGGAACUAGUAAUAACUAAAGAUAGAUUACUUGCAGAUCUAGAACAGUCUGGAGAAGAACAACAGAAAUAUAAGAAAAGAAUUGCAUCAUUAGAGCAAGAGGUUGAUUUAUACAUGUCUGAACUAAAUGAAGAAAAAAGAAAAGUAGAAGAUUUCACACAAAACAUGAAAACAUUAGAAGAGAAAAAUCAAGAAAUGGAAAAGAGCUUACAAAAUGAAGAACAACUUAAGGAAGAAACAAAAAGUCAAAUUCAGGAAUUACAAUCUCUGAAUGAAAAAUUACAAGAAGAGAAAACUGUUCAAGAUAAAGAAAUUGAACUUUUGAAAUCUUCAUCUGAUACAGUAAGUACUGAAGAAAAGAAAGAAGUAAACACUAAUGUAGAAAAGGAAAAUCUACAAUCGGAAAUUGACAGAUUAAAGGAAACUAUAUCUACCCAAGAGACAAAUGCUGAAAAGAUGAAAGAAAUGAUGCAGGAAAGACUGGAGGAAUUUAAAAAGCAUGCAGACUCCUUUGAAAACUCAAAAUUUGAAAUGUCUGAAAAAUAUUACAAACUCUCUGAAGAAUAUGGUGCCUUGGAGGAUGAAAAAGAAAAACUAGUAAAGUCUAAUGAUAAUCUUGAAUCUAUGAUUGAAAAAUUAAAACUAGAACUUGCAAAUCAAGACGGUGCUGCAGCAUCAGCUAAAUGUGAGGUUGACAAAGUUAAACAGAAAAUUGUGCACAUCAAUGAAGAGCUUAAUGCUAGGAAUAAGAAUAUACAAGAAGCUAAUAUUUUUGUUGCACUUGAUCAGAUUAAGAAAAUGUUGAUAGAUCAGCUUGACAAACCUGCAAAAGGUCAGAAACAAGGGAAAUCUAAAGCAGCUAGUCCCUAUGGGAGUAAGUCUGAUAUUUCAAAAGGAUCAAACACUUCUUCAAGGUCAAAUAGUCCAAACAGUCCUGCAGAUCUUCUGAAGAAAUUAGAAGUUUGCCAGGCAGAACUGAAAAAAGAAAAAGAGCAUACAGCUUACUCAGUUAGUGAGCUCCAAGAAGAAAAAGAAUUGCUCAGACAUGAGGUUCAAUUAAUGAAAGAUCAAUUAGGAGAAUGGGAAAAUAUGAUGGAGAUGUUAAAAUCUGAAAAAGAGGCUAUUCUUCAGGAAAUUGAUGAAUUUGAUGCCCGUGAAAAAACAAUUAUUGAAGAUCUGAAUUUUUUGAAAAAUGAGCUUGAUCCUAAAGAAGUCUUAAAAGAGGAUGAGGUUGUAGAAGAUGGUGAGACAGAUUUAAGUGAUGAUGUUUUCAAAUCUGAGCAUAGUGCUGUCAUUCAGUUAAUGAUUGACGUGAAGGAACAGGUAAAAAAACUAAUAGCAGAAAGAGAUGCUUUAAAACAGGAAGAAAAACUGAUAGCAGAAAAAGAUGCUUUAAAAAAGGAGGAUAAAUCAGAUGAUAAGGUAGACAACUCUCUAGAAAUUCAAGAACUUAAAAACCAAUUAGAUAAGAUAUCUUCUGAAAAAGAUUCUUUGGAAAGAGAAAAGGAGUCAUUGGGUGUUCUUAUGCAACUUGCACAGGAAAAGGAACAAAAUGAAGCAGAAGAAAUUUCAGUGUUGAAAUCUAAUAUUGAGGGAAAUGAAAAACAAAUUUCUGAAAUGAUGAAUUCUGUUGAAAUAAGCAAAACGGAAAUAGAAGAUUUUAAAAGUCAGAUCCAAAGUUUAAAGGAAGAAAAUGGAGACCUCAGUAAAAUGAAAGAGGAAAUUGAUUUAAAAUUAAAUGAAAGACAAUCAUAUACUCAAGAACUUGAAGAAAAAUUACUUGGUAUGUCACAGAAUUUGUCUGAAAGCAAAAGAAAGUAUGAAGAAUCUUUAUCUAACUUAGAAUCUGAUGAACAGAGUUCUAAAUCCUCAUUGCAAGAAGAAAUGGGAAAGAUAACCAGUGAAAAUUCUACAUUGAAAUCAGAAUUAUCUGAACUUACAUUAAGAGUUGAAGCAAUUAAUUCAGAAAAAGAAGAGAUUUCUUUAAAACUUGCUGAAAAAGAUGAAUCUUUGAUACAAAUACAGUCAGAUAAAGAUGCAAUCACGAAACAAUUGGCAAACUCUUUGGAAAAAAUGCAGGAAUUGAAAAUUGAAAAGGAAAAUAUUGAAAAAUGUUUAGAAGAGGAAAGGAUUGCUGUUUCUAAACUAAAAGAAACAUUAAAUGAAACUGAAGAAAAACUUUUAUCUUUGAAAUCUUCUAUUGAGUCUGAGCUUGCUUCUAAAGAUCAAACCAUCAAUGAACUGAAACAAAGUUUAGAACUAAGUGAAGAGGAUAAAAAGAAAGUGCAAAACGAAACUGAAAAUUUACAGAAAGAAUUGAACAAUUUACAAGAAGUUCACAAUUUAGAAAUAUCAAAAAUGAGAGAAGAAAUUCAUGAAGAAAAUGAGAAGUACAAAAAAGUCACAGAAGAAAAAGAAAACCUAGUAGAAGAAAAAGAAAACCUUAUAGAUGAAAAUAAAAAUAUGCAAACAUUAAAAGCGAAUCUUGAACAUGAAAGCUCUUCACUCAAGGAAGACAUUGAAAGUUUAACAAAUCAAUUAGAAAAUUUUAAGUCUGGGAAUGAAUCCUCUCAAAAUGAGACAAUAGCUCAAUUUGAGUUGAGAAUUACCAAACUUAAAGAGGAGCGAAAUCAGUUUUAUGGUGUGGUUCAGGAACGUGAAUCGCAAAUAGAGCAAAUGCAAAAGGUUGUUGAUGAUAAGUCUGAGGAAAUGAUGUCACUGAAACAGGAAGUAGAGGAAAGGGGCCAGACAGUGACACUCUUCAAACAGGAUAUUGAAAAGUUGUCUGCUGAAAAUCAAAAUUUGAAAGAAUCUUGUGAUGAAUUAAAUAAUAAGCUAAUAGGCUGUGAUACUGAAAUUCAAGAACUCAAAGUUUUGAAUGAGGGUUUGAAGGAAAAUUUGAAUUCUCAGUUAGAAGAAAACAAAAAUGUUCAGAGUAGCUUGAAAAAGUUUGAAGAAGACAAAGAACUCUUGCAAAGUGAAAUAACUGUUCUGAAGAGUUCCACUUCCCAAAAUGAAGAAGCUAUGAAAGAAAUGAUUACAGUUGUCAAAGAAAAAGAUUUGAUAGAAAAAGAAAUGUCUGAAAAAAUAACUGCAAUAGAAAAAUUAGAAAUAGAAAUGAAUGAUAUCAAAACUAAAUUUGAUGAAAGUGUUACUCAGAGAACCUCAUUAGAGGCAGAAAAUAAUCAAAACUUAAAACAGUGUGAGGAAUUGCAAUCAGAACUGUUAGCUUUGAAGGAUGGUUCAUCUUCCACUGAACAGGAAUUUGCAAAUGUCAAAGUUCAGUUAGAGAAAUUAACCAAUGAAAAGCUAGAAGCUGAAAAGCUGUAUCAGGAAAUUAAUGAACAGUAUAAGAUUAAAAAUGAUGAAUGUGAGAAUCUUAAAAGGGUAAUAGAUCAACAUGAAGAUGAAUCCAGGGUAAUAAAAGUACAAAGUGAACAAUUGAUGCAAGAAAAAGACACCACUAGUGAACAAUAUUCUAGUGAAAUACAAUCAGUCAAAGAUGAACUUGAUCAUGUAAAUCAUGAAAACAAUGAAAUGAAAACAGAAAUGGAAGAUCUAAAAAAUAAAUAUACUUCUCUUGAAGAAAAAAUUAUUCAGAUUCAGACUGAAAAAGAACAGGUAGAGGAAAAAGUAAUUCAGUUUCAGACAGAAAAAGGACAAAUGGAGGAAAAAAUAAGUCAGUUUCAGAUUGAAAAAGAACAAGUAGAGGAAAAAGUGAAUCAGAUUCAGACUGAAAAGGCACAAGUAGAGGAAAAAGUGAAUCAGAUUCAGAAUGAAAAGGCACAAGUAGAGGAAAAAGUGAAUCAGAUUCAGACUGAAAAGGCACAAGUAGAGGAAAAAGUGAAUCAGAUUCAGAAUGAAAAGGCACAAGUAGAGGAAAAAGUGAAUCAGAUUCAGAUUGAAAAAGAACAAGUGGAGGAAAAAGUAAUUCAGAUUCAGACAGAAAAGGCACAAGUAGAGGAAAAACUAAGUGAAAUGAAAGAAAACGAAGUAAAACAGACAAGUCAGGUAUCCACUGAAAAAGGAGUAUUAGAAAAGACACUACACGAAAAGGAAGCAAUUGUUACAAAGCUUAAACAAUUGGUUGUUAAAAGUAAGAAGGAGGCAACAGAAUUAAAAAACAAGCAUGAUGCUAUGAAAACCCAGUAUGAAUCUGUAGAAAAGGAAAAAGAAACCCUUCAGAGCCAACUAGAUAAUUUGAUGAAAGAUCAGGAUGCUGAUAAGCAGCUGAUGGACAGUCUAAAGACACUACAAGAUGAACACAGCAGGACUUUGGAAGAGCUUCAUAAAGCUAAGAAAAUUGAACAGGAAUUUGAAGCAGACUUGCAAAAGACAGUUCAUGAUUUAUCUAAUCUCAAAGAACAACUGGCUUUGUCAAAAGAAGAGAAAGAACAAUUAAAUAAACAAAUUGAAAAACUGACCUCAGAUUUAAAAACCUCAGAAUCCAGUAUAUCUGAUCUAAGUAGCAGGUUAAAAUCAACAGAACAAGACAAUGCAGCAAACAAAAUACAGAGAGAAGAAUUAUCUAAAGAAAAACAACAGCUUCAAGCAGCUAUGUCGGAACUAGAAGACAGUAGAAAGAAAGAUCAAGAGAAACAUUCAGAACAAGUCAGUGGUUUACAGCAACAGAUACAGAUAAUGGAAAAGGGGUUACAAAUGGCUAAACAAGAAAGUAAACAAAGUAGUAUGAUGGACUUGGAAAUGGCUGACUAUGAAAGGACUGUGCAGAUAUUGAACAGUCAACUUGCUGAACGUGACCAGUCCCUCACAGAGUUAAAAACAGAGGUCAAAAGAUUAGAAGAUAGAAAUAAAGUGUUGAAAGAACAGAUAGAUUCUGUUGAAGAACAGAGAAUUCAGGCAGAUGAUAGAGCAAAUAAAAUGAAAACCAUGCUUGUGAAAACCAAGAAAGAAUUGAGUGAUGCCAAAAAAAUGGAUGCUCAUCAGAAGACAUCUGAUGCACAGUUACGAGGACAACUAGAACACCUCACUCAACAAAUAGAAGACUACAAGGUUCAAAUGUCUGAGGUUGCAGGAGAAAAACAGAAAGCAAUAGAAAAGUUCCAGUCCAUAUCAGAAUCCAGUCAGAGGACUGUGAAAACCCUUGAGACCAGGAUACAGUCACUACAGAAUGAUGUAGCACUGGCUAACAGUGAACUGAACACUGUACAAGCUGACUAUGAUGGUUAUAAGGUCAGAGUUCACAGUGUAUUGAAUAAACAAAAGAGGACCGAAACGGUAUCAGAAAUGGACAAACUAGAAAAGGAAAGAUUAGAAAAGGCUGUUGAUCAACUAAAGACUAAAUUACAGACUAUUAGUGAAAAUCUGACAUCUUCUCAACAAGAAAAUGAACUUUUACAAGAUGAACACAAUAGAUUACUAGCAAGACAUAAUAAAUUGUUACAAGAAUCACAGGAGAAAGAAACUGCUUUAAGAAAGAGAUUAGAAGAUUUGAAUAAUGAGAAGUCAGCAGUAAACAGAGAACAACAACAUGCCAUGCAACAGUUACAUUUACAGAAUCAGAAUCUUACUUUGUCAUUUAAGGAACAAAUUAAAGCUCUCAAAGAGGAUCACCAUAAAACCACUGAAAUGUUACAACAACAGUUGGAGAGAGCAGAACAUGAAAACUUCCGUCUACAGCGAGAUCUACAGCAGCAGAUGCAACAUGUUACUAGGGUAACCACUGAAAGUCCUGUACUCUCCUCCCCAGUGGAAUACACUGAUAUCAGACAUGUAGAAAGACAGGAGGGGGAGGGUUCAGAAAUAGUUGAACCAGAGCCCUGUCAGAAGACUUAUUCUGUUCCUGUGUCAUCACCAUUACCUUUGGACCAAUUACUAACAUCGGCAUUCGAUGAAUUAGGUAUGAAAAUGAGACCAUUACAAAAAGAAGAUACACUGAAAGAAAACUUGUUUACAGCUGAAAAGAAGAUAGAACAUUUAACUGAGUUGCUGAAUGAUGGGGAGGCUACAAUAAUGAGAUUAACAGAACAGGCUAAAAUCUUGAAGGAAGAAAUAAGAAGAAUGGAAAGAAAUCAAAGGAGGGAGGAAGAAACUUCAAACAUGGAAUAUCUUAAAAAUAUUUUGCUCAAAUAUAUAAGUCUAAAGGUUGGAGAGGAGAGACUGCAGCUAGUACCAGUACUAACAACAAUGUUGAAACUAAGUCCUGAGGAGAAAGCCCAGCUAGAUGCUGCAGCACAAGGUGAGGAAGUGCAAGCUGAAGGUCAAGGUGCAGGAUGGGGAUCAUACCUACAUAGAUGGUCUGGUCUAGUUUAGUCCAGGAUAUUACAUGCAGACAUUAAAACAAGACUUAUAUCACAACCCUACAUUACAAGACGGCUCAGACAGCAGUUCUUAUAAAUAUUUUUUUACAAAAAGUAUCUCUAGACAUUCCAAUGACUAUAGACCAGUUAUCAUUGCUAGUCAAGCCCUGGUAUUGUGCAAUUCACAUUAUAGAAAUCAUGUGGGAUAAUGAAGAUUUCAGUCAUCUUAGUUGAUCAUUUAUCAUAAAAUGCUUAUUAAUUUCAUUUUGAAAUUACUCUAUAGAUUCCAAACACAUUAGUGUAAUUAAUAUCAUAUAUGAGCAUAAUCUUAAGUUUCUCAUUUAUUAUCCAGUAAAUUUUGAACAGAAAAGGGAUGUUUGGCAAUUAAAAAAUCACUUGCAUCAAUUUCAUGGCAAGUAGGUUUUUAAAGGCAUGUUUUAAGUACAUUAAGUAGACUUCAUAGAUUUUGUUUACAGAAGACCCCAUUGUUAAUUCAUUUAAAAAAAUAAUAUACAUUGUUAAAGAAAAACCAGAGAGUUACAAAUCAAACAUCUAAGAAUUUUUAAAGAAAAUAAACUUACAUAAAAUUUAAGUGCUAUUUUGGCACCUAAUGUUACCUUCUUCAUAGAAUCCUUGUUAAGUUUAGUAGAUAGAUUAGUACCUACAAUCUGUUUUGUAUAUUUAUUUUGUUGGGGAAAUUAUUAGGUCAGCUAUUUAUAGGUGUUAAACUCCUUAAAUAUUAAUUGGAGCCUUGAAAUUGUUUUAAAAUCCAUCCUUGAAAAGCAACACUCCCCUUAUGUUUAAAUUAGAUUUUCCGUCAUAAAUUAUGGUUAUAAGUAGCAGUUUUUGGUUUACAAAUAAUAAUUAAAAUACAUAUUUCUAUUUUGGAUAAUAUAACAGAACUACCCAUAAUUCUUAACAAUGGAAAUAUCAUACUGAUUUUCUGAUGUUUACAUUCAAUUAGGUUUAGUGUUGAUCUUUAGAAUUUUUCUUGAAACGUUUGUAAUUAAGUAGAAAAGUAUUUAAUGAUAAAAUAUCUUAAUAAGUCGUACCAAAAUGGUGUUAAACAAAUUUUUGAAUACUGGUAUUUAUUUAUUUAGUUGACAUGGUCACCUAUGGUUUUUAGUUCCCAUGUAUACCUUGAGAUUAUAUUAGUGAUGUAUGCAUCAUAUUUUUGAGGAUAAAAACAUACCAUAUUAUAAUCAUCACAAUUCAUUUCAUUAAGGUUUCAUUCAAACAAAAAAUUGUUUCUUAUUUCUUAAUGAUCUCCUGUUCAUCUAGUAUUCAAUAUAAUGCUGAGUUCACACGUCAUUCGAAUUUGAUUCGCAUUAACUAAUUCGAAUUAGUUUAAUUCCCAUUUGAAACGUUUUACGUCCUAACGUCAAUUCUACUUCGAAUUAUAAUGCGCAUCAAAUUCGCUUCACUGUCCAAACGACGUUAAUUUUUAAUUCCUUUUCACAAAAGUGUAUUUCUAAUGCAAAUUGGAUAAUUCAAAUUAGCCAAUUCUAAUUAAAAAAGAAGAGUGUGUGAACACGUUAAGCGAAUUCGAUUCACAUUUGAUUCGAAUACAAUUUGAAUUAAAUGUCCGUGUGAACGAGGCAUAAAUGUCAAGUGAAGCAACAUCAUUAAUACAGAAGUUAUAAUUCAAAGCUGAAAUAAAGUUAGUUUAGAAGUGCAUAGUUUUGCAUGAUAAAAUUUACAUAUUUUUCUACUUUAUAUCUGCACAUUCUUUGUAUACAUAUGCAACUACUUUUCUGUCAUUGCGGGAUAUUAUUUACAUAGCUAUCAAAGAUGGUACUACAAUUUUUUCAGUGCAUUGCAAUUUAAAAAUAAGUUGACAUUACAUGGAGUAGACCAUCACUUAGGGCCUUCACUUGGAUCUAAACCUAACCAACCAUAUGUGGUUCAAUCCUGCUUAUUUGACAUAGUAUCUAGAUUGCCUUAUUAAAAAAAAUGUUUGUGUUCAAAAUGACAAAAAGAUCAUAAUUUUUUAUUGAUUCAUUAUGUGCCUUUUAAUUCUAGUGAUUCUGAUACAC
Mytilus trossulus (common blue mussel) is the source of this 9019-nucleotide messenger RNA. RefSeq names its product GRIP and coiled-coil domain-containing protein 2-like. The transcript has 29 exons. The record is from RefSeq and is a predicted model, not a curated record. NCBI's taxonomy places the organism in Eukaryota, Metazoa, Mollusca, Bivalvia, Mytilida, Mytilidae. The coding region runs from base 55 to 6996 and encodes 2313 amino acids.